GCUAGCAGUCUUUACGUAUAUUCAGUCAACGCCGAAGGCAGGUUGACCCAGUGCUCCGUGACUUGAACUAUUCCGUGCGCAGCUAUAGAUUUCACAAAAAUAACCUGUGGAGCUGAUGCGAAAAGUUAGUUCAACGGUUGCACGUGCGAUGUUUUCGGCAACGUGACGCGAGUAUUCGAGGCUCUUUGGAACGAGAAAUCCAACUGUAAGUCGUCCGGGUUUCGAAAAAUGGCAACGGGUAAGCGGCGCCCGUUGCACCCGUCGACGGGUGGUUCGGGUAUCCCGUCGUCGGCGAACCUGAACUUCCGUCCAAAUGUGAACACGGAGGACCGAGGAGGCACGCGACCGACCUCGACGCCGUCGUCGGUGGGUCUCGUCCUGGUGACGAUGCUGAUACACCUCUGUAAAAAGUGGCUCCUCUUUGACACGCGACUCCGAGUAGCCUUUUACUGCGGAGCACUGUUUCUCGUUUCGAUAGUAGCAGACUUCAUCCCGAUGCCUCGCACCUACUUUUCAAGAACAGACACCUUCUUUAACCAGUUCUUUGUCAAGUGGGCCUGGGGUUGGCUUCUCUCGGUCAUCAUCCCCUGGGUGACGCUCACGGCAUAUACCCUCGGCUGUGGGCGAAGGGUGAUUCUGGCCAAGCAUUUGGGUCGUGCAAUUUUUGCCACGGUAGCCUGGUUCAUGUGGACAACUACGUUCAGGAUGAUUGAGAACCAUUUCGGUCGAUGCUUGAACACUCGCGACCCUCAGCUUCAAUCCAGGUUUACGUGUUUACAAGCUGGGCGGUUCUGGAUUGGUCUCGACAUUUCUGGGCACGCCUUUAUCCUUGUCUAUUCGAGCCUUAUUCUCGCUGAGGAAGGAUCCACUCUCAUUGGAUGGGAAGGAAUAUCGGAUCUUAUCAUGCGCGAAGAGCACAACAGGAACACAAUGGCUGAAGCAACGUCUAGACCACUUAGAACCUUGUCAACUAGUGAUCUGGCGUUUUUGAAGAAAACGCACCAGGCGCUCACGCCGUACCUCAGGGCCCUCUUUGUAGCUAUGACCCUUCAACAACUGCUCUGGGACCUCAUGCUGUCUACUACUAUACUGUACUUCCAUAGCAUGGUAGAGAAACUGUUGGGCGGACUCGCCGCCAUCCUCACUUGGUACAUUACGUAUCACUGGUGGUACAAACUACCAAAAAUGAGUCUCUCUGCACCCUCAGAGGGCCUUUUCAAGUACAACGAUCUUAAACCGACUCGUGAUCCAGCAGUAGCCCGUGCCAGGCGUGGAACGCUAAAUGGAUCUGGUCCCAGAUUCAUGGGAAUGCCUCUUAGGACUAACCAGGAAUAUACAGAGUUUCAGAGUUCGACUAGGCAGUCAGAGGCUGAACCAGUUAACUGAAUUUAUGGUCCGAGAUAAUUUGGCUAAUAAAUCAUAAUGUCUAAGUAGCGUUGAAAAAACGAGGAAUUGCAAAAGAAUUUGGGAUUUAUUUCUUUCCAAACGAUGAGCAAAGUAUUUCGCUAAAUCCAUGACACAAAACUUGCUUUCCGUAGUUCAGAGUAUACUGAAAAUUUACAAUUCCCACAAUUGAAUUUAUCUGUUAAUUGCAUUGCGGUAGGAAUGACCACAAAAGCCUCAUUAUACUUAUAUAGCAGUCAAAGUUUGUGCAAAAGUGCUUAUGUUCCUUUUGUACUAUUUAUUUAUUGCCAUCACUUCGUAUUUUUGCAUUUACGAGACAAUCAAACUUGAUAUAAAAUAUUUAAUAAAAUAAGUAGAAGCAUUUAAAAUGACUCUAUUAACGCUCAGUCUUUAACUAAUUUGUGUGCAAUGAUUUUGAGUACUGUGGUUGCAAUUUUAAUGACUUCGCUUUGUUAAAGCAUUACACGUAAUUCAUUAUAAUAAUUCAUUCACUUCAUCAAAGAAACAGAAUAGAAAAAGAUGAUCCAUUGUGACAUCAACAAGUAAUUCAAUGUUUUACUACUCACAUUUUUUCCUAAUUGCAGAAUUGGUACGCUAUACUUUAUUUCAGCCUUUAUAGUUAACAUUUACUGAAUUUCUCCCAAUUCUGAAGUUGUGAAAUAGCAAUUUCGUUUGACGCUACAUUACAUUAACGUUAUGUAUCUAAACCUCGUGCAUUUUUUGGAGUAAUAUUUUGCAAAGUUAGGGAAUUUUACAUGCCAAUCUCACUGGAUACCAUGUAAAUAUAUUUGUCCGGUGUAAACAGAUAUAUCAAACGCUUUACUACCCUCUACCUGGAUUGUUACCUGAAUUUUGUAUUAGACCAAUUGCUAUUUAUAAUACAGCAUAUUAUUUAUUAAUAUAUACACAAUACACAUAGUAUAAUUUAUCCACGUGUUUUUAUUGGUGUUGUUUUGUUUGUUUUAUUCAUGUCAGGCGGUUUUCAAUGGGAGUAUUUAUUAUUGUAAUAUUGACUUAAACUUUCUGAAGUACUGAUUAAAUAAGUACGAUGACGAGCUUAUCAUGCACGAGUUUGAAAGUAAUUGCGGGUGUUGGAUACAAAUACUAUUACGUUUCGGUAAACUUGGUAUCACAUAAUCAUUGGAUCUUGGGCAAAUUUCGGUGUAACUAGUUUAUUGACAAGUGUAUUUUAGAAGGUAUGAAUUUAGGCGUUAAAAUUUACAAGAAUACACAUCUUUCAUAUAGAAUUCAUUUUUAAGCUGUAAAAAAAUUUAUUUUUAUACAUUUCUAAAUUUUGUUUAUUGUCUUAAAUUCACGACCCCGUGAUCUUGCUGAACCUGAUCAUGAGACAGAUUUUCAUUAAUCAAUCAAUGUGUAUUGGGCAAUGGGGAACUAUAUUAGUUGUUUGGUAACUAAGGAUACUCUAUAAUAAGUCUCCACUGUCUUUCUUGAAUAAUAAAUUUAUUUUAUCACUGA
This is a messenger RNA of Neodiprion fabricii, 2880 nucleotides long. It is a transcript of the gene Fitm, whose product is annotated as acyl-coenzyme A diphosphatase FITM2. The transcript has a single exon. The coding region runs from base 229 to 1386 and encodes 385 amino acids. Gene Ontology annotation, cellular component: endoplasmic reticulum membrane. Gene Ontology annotation, biological process: lipid storage; lipid droplet organization; phospholipid biosynthetic process. NCBI's taxonomy places the organism in Eukaryota, Metazoa, Arthropoda, Insecta, Hymenoptera, Diprionidae. The record is from RefSeq and is a predicted model, not a curated record.